Molecule: messenger RNA, 531 nt
Organism: Wasmannia auropunctata (little fire ant)
Lineage: Eukaryota; Metazoa; Arthropoda; Insecta; Hymenoptera; Formicidae
Product: trafficking protein particle complex subunit 11-like
Exons: 3
Coding region: 174-395 (73 amino acids)
Source: RefSeq, a predicted model, not a curated record
UGUCAAAGUGGAAAAUGACAUACAAUAUUAAUUAGCGUCUAAUCGCAAAGUAACGUGUUAUCCUUACUAACGUGUUAUCCCAUUUAAUUGAUCGUUCGUAAGUAGAUUCAGAUGUUAUUUGAGAAGUUAUUAUAAAAUAUGCUGCUACACAAAUAAUACUGAAAGGCUUCACGAUGUUUGAAUUGCCAGCAGAAGUGAUAGCUAAGCCUUUAGCUCUGAUAGGUUUGACUGGAUUAGACAUUGCAAAUCCAGUACAUCGCUCUAUCUGGGAUGCAUUCAGCAAUAAUCGUAGACCAGAUUGCGCGGCCAUCCAGUUCAAGCUCCUCGGUUUGGCGAAUUUCCUACUGUCAAGUCAAAGCUCAUACGAAUGGCACAUACCUAAAGGAACUGGAUAAACAAGUUUUUAAAACGGAACUGGAUAAACAAGUAUCUCAAUGACAUUCCUUCUGUGGUUGUUGUGUUCUAUGAUUUAGACUGGAAUGAUCCUUUGUGAAAUGAGAAAAAGAUGGAAUGUGCGUCUAGAGUGCAAUC